Pseudoliparis swirei is the source of this 1643-nucleotide messenger RNA. RefSeq names its product cysteine-rich with EGF-like domains 2 (gene creld2). The coding region runs from base 229 to 1317 and encodes 362 amino acids. NCBI's taxonomy places the organism in Eukaryota, Metazoa, Chordata, Actinopteri, Perciformes, Liparidae. The transcript has 10 exons. The record is from RefSeq and is a predicted model, not a curated record. Gene Ontology annotation, molecular function: calcium ion binding.
CUGACGCGGAAGUGUAGAGCCUCAUCGUUUUUUCUCCACAACCGGCAUGUAAAUACUAGAUACAGCGUUUGGCAUAGACAACGCUAACUUCUAUUUAAUGUCAGGAGCGGCUCAUCUACACGUGUCCGAAACUUACAGCGCGUUAAUAUUAGUCCAACGCCUGCUUGCGCGUUAGCUUAAACGUGUGUGUGUCCUGCUAUGAAACGGUGUCCCCAUUGAUCGGCUGAGAUGCUGCCCGCCGGUCCCCAGCUGCAGCUCCUGCGGCUGCUGUCCUGUGUCACUGUUAUUUUACUUUUUCAAGUCACCAGCGCCAAGAAGGAUUUAAAAAGCGCCUGCAAUACCUGUCAGCAAGUCACUGAUAACUUCAACAAGGGCUUUGAAAGAACGGCAAAUCAGAACUUUGGAGGCGGCAAUACAGCCUGGGAGGAGAGAACGCUGGCUAAAUAUGAGACGAGCGAGAUCCGUCUGAUGGAGAUCCUGGAGGGUGUGUGUGACAGCAGCAGCUUCGAGUGCAACCGCAUGUUAGAGGAGCACGAAGACCAUUUUGAGACUUGGUGGUUCAAGAGGAAAACAAAACACCCCGAUCUGCAUAAAUGGUUCUGCAUUGACGCCAUCAGAACGUGCUGUCCAAAUGGAACGUUUGGACCGGACUGCAAGGCCUGUGUGGGAGGCUCUGAGUGGCCGUGUCACGGAAAUGGACAGUGCGAUGGCAACGGGACUCGCGGCGGCGAUGGAAAGUGCAGCUGUGACGCCGCCUAUGAGGGGGACUCCUGCCUCGACUGCAUCGGCGGCUACUUCAACGAAGUGAGGAACGACACCUUCUCCCUGUGCACAGCGUGCCACACUUCCUGCAAAACCUGCACGGGGGCGACCAGUCAGGACUGUGAUGAGUGCAAAGACGGCUGGGAGGACGAUGACCAGGAGGCUUGCGUUGAUGUAAACGAGUGCUCCGCAGAGGCUUCGCCGUGUGGAGAAGAGCAGUACUGCGUGAACACGGACGGCUCUUACUCCUGCGCGGCUUGUGACAGCGUGUGCUCCGGGUGCACCGGGGCCGGCGCUGAUAAGUGCCGGGCUUGUGCCGGCGGGUACGAGGACGCAGAGGGCACCUGCACAGAUAUUGAUGAGUGUUCCCAGCCAGAGCCGGUAUGCACCGAGGAGCACGAGCAGUGUGUCAACACUCAAGGCAGCCAUGUGUGCUCCUGCUCGAGUGGUUAUGAGGAACAGGAAGGAGAGUGUGUCCCCACCCUACAUCCGGAAAAAGAGGAGGAGUCUGAAGCGUCCGGGACGACCACCGACGGUCCACACGAGGAGCUUUGAUUGGAAACACCGAGACGGAUCAGGAAGAACAGUUUUGUGUAGUGCGAUGGAUUAAAUCUGCACAUCUGAAGCCGCCCAUUUUUUUUUUUAAACGUCGACUACAUGCACUUAAUGUACCAGAUGCACUUAGAACCAACGAACGCUGGCCAAGGAAGUUUUUCUCCAGCAGUGGAUCAUGGAUUAAAGGACAAUAAAAGAGACAUUUGAUGCUCUCAGGUUGCUGGUUAUUGUUGCUUUUCCCUGGUGUGCACAAACUACCACUUAUUUGUCUUUAUCUGUUGUAUGGUUUUAAAAUCAAAGAUUCAAUAAAGGUGAAGUAAAAAGAA